AUGCGCUGGGCGGGACUGGGCAGCGAGAGCAUUGCCCUGAUAGAAAGAUUUUAUAGCGGAUGCACGACGAAGAUCAGAAGCGUCCAGGGAUCAACGGAGGACGUUCCAGUAGAAGCGGGAGUGAAACAGGGAUGUCCGCUGUCUCCUAUAACAUUCAACAUGGCCAUUGAACCGCUGCUACGAGCCAUCCGAAACACGCCAGAAAACUAUAAUGCAAACGGCACCAUCAAUAACGUGCUGGCGUAUGCCGAUGAUCUUGUGCUGAUGGCUGAUAGCGCAGAAGGACUGCAGAAACUGAUGGACACUACAGCUACGGUUUCAAAAUGGAGCGGACUGCAGUUCAACACCAGAAAAUGCGCCACGUUGCAUGUGGACGGCAAACAACACCGAGCUAUUACUACAACCUUCAGCCUGAAUGGAGAAACUAUGAAAACCUUGGACAUGGACCAAUCUUAUGAAUAUCUAGGCAUCCCAACGGGUUUUCAGAGUUUCAGUUCGGCCGACGAAGUCAUCAGGGCGAUGAGGAGGCAUGCGGAGCAACUGAACAAUUCGUUACUAGCCCCCUGGCAAAAGGUGGACGCCUUAAACACGUUCAUCAUGCCGCAAUUACAAUUUCACCUCCGGAACGGUAAAACCACGAAAAAACUACUAUGGAUAUACGACCGGGAGGUGAAGACUUACGCCAAGAAGUGGGCCAAUCUGCCAAAGCGAGCCAGCGCUGAGAUCCUAUAUCUCGCCUACAAAGAGGGAGGCUUCAACCUGCUACCAACCUCUUUCUUGGCAGACAUCGGACAGGUCGUCCAUGCGCACAGACUGCUCACGUCCAACGAUGACAGCGUCGCAGAAGCAAGUCUGGCAGCGCUGAAGGAGGUUGUUCGGAAGAAAACGAUCAGAGAGGCCACGCCGAAGGAACUCGUUGACUACAUCAACGGAUCUGACGAAGGAUUGGUGGCAAAACCGAGCAACGACAUUAGUUCGACAUGGACGAGACUCAGAGCAGCCGCCAGACGCCUAAAGGGCAAAAUCAACUUCCUCCUCGAAUUGGACUCACUGCAAGUGGACGACAAGCGCGUUGAGAGACAGAAUUCAGAAAGCGCACUAAGAACAGCGGCGCGGAAUCACUUCCGCAACAAACUUAUACUUAAACCCGACCAGGGAAAAGCUAUGGAAGUGACAUCGGCCAACUCUGUCUCCAACCACUUUAUAAGAGAUGGCAGUUUUACAAGAUUUGCCGACUGGCGUUUCAUACACAGAGCCCGUCUGAACGUACUGCCGUUGAACGGGUGCCGAAGAUUCGGCCAGAACGACAAACGGUGCAGACGAUGCGGCCACCAGAACGAGACGCUGCCGCACGUGCUGAACCACUGCCGUCCACAGUUUGUCACCAUGACGAAAAGACAUAACGCGAUUCUAAACCGAUUGACAAAAGCAAUGAAGGUGCCACCUGGAUCCAGAACGUUUAUCAAUCAGCAGAUCCCGGGAUAUUCUGGAGCUGAGAGACCCGACGUAGUCAUUAUAGACGAAACACAGAAAACCGCCUUGAUUAUGGAUGUGACGGUGGCGUUCGAGAACCGGCCUCAAGCAUUCGUUACUGCGAGAGCUGAAAAAAUCAGGAAAUAUAGUGCCUUGGCCAAUCAUUUACAUACUCAAGGCCUAACCACCAAAAUCCUGGUAUUCGUCAUGGGAUCACUCGGGGGAUACGACAAAAUAACGUCGAAACCUAAUAGCCUUAGGAAUAGGCCGCCGCUACUCUGUGCUAAUGAAGCGCCUGAUGGUGUCCGACACUAUCAAAUGGUCCCGUGA
Messenger RNA from Ctenocephalides felis (cat flea), 1803 nucleotides. RefSeq lists its product as uncharacterized. The record is from RefSeq and is a predicted model, not a curated record. The coding region runs from base 1 to 1803 and encodes 600 amino acids. The transcript has a single exon. NCBI's taxonomy places the organism in Eukaryota, Metazoa, Arthropoda, Insecta, Siphonaptera, Pulicidae.